Entrophospora sp. SA101 is the source of this 2494-nucleotide messenger RNA. The record is from the annotation of a GenBank genome assembly. Lineage: Eukaryota; Fungi; Glomeromycota; Glomeromycetes; Entrophosporales; Entrophosporaceae.
AUGUUCGGUAAAAAAAAGAAACCAAGGCAACCAUUAGAGCCAACUAAUUCUACUCCUUCACAUAGUCAGCUUAGACCUGCAAUAAAUUCACCAACCUGCUCACAAUAUCCUCCUCAACAAAACUAUCCACAGUAUCCUCCUCAAAGAACUCAAUCUCCCGAAGCACCUCAAAAUCAUCAGGAUAAUUCAAUAAUUCGCCAGCAUAAAAGAAAUCAAUCUUCUUCUGACUACUGUAGUUCUAAUACAACCUCCUUUUCCGAUAGUGCAAGUUCUACACGGUAUAGUUCUGAAUCAUCUUUCAGAUCAUCUGGUGCUUUCUCUCCAAGUGAAAUACAGGCAUGGGCUGGAAAUUAUUAUAAAGACGCCUUCUCAAAACAAGAUUCUUCACGACCUCCUGAUGAAGAAGUCGAAGAGUUAUUCUUUGAGUUAUUGAAUAAAAGGGAUUUAAAAAACCUUCCAGAAUCUCAAAGAAAACAAAUGUUGGCAAUUCCAACUGAUAAAAAAUGGGUUUUGAUAAAAAAUGAUAAGUUGCAAGAAGGAGCAAAUAAGAUAUCCAGUGGAAGUGCUUCUUCUCUUUCUCAUGAUAAAAACGCCCCCGAAUAUUAUCUUAAAAAAAUAAUGGAUGGUACAAUAACUGUCAAAAUAAUGAAUUCUUUGAGUGUCUCCUUAAGAACUUUACCAAUUACUUGGGUCAGAUCAUUCAUUGACGCGAAAGGGUUGGAAGUACUUACAAAUUAUUUAAAUAGUAUUACAAGAAAACCUGUAAAGAGAGAAGUUGAUCUUUUAAUGGAAUAUGAGAUUAUCAAAUGUUUAAAGUUAUUAUUAAAUAACAGAGUAGCUCAAGAGGCCUUAUCUCAUCCAACUUGUAUCUAUAGUAUCACAUUUUCAUUAGUUUCAUCUCAACUUAAUACUCGUAGACUUGUUGCAGAAGUGCUUUCUUUCUUUUGUUAUUGUGAAAUCCCGACUGGCCAUAAUUUGGUAUUAGGAGGAUUCGAUCAAUUGAUGCAAUUUCAAAAUGAGCAUUAUAGAUUUGAUGCCUGGAUGAGAAUUUUAGAAAAUACUAUUGAUGGUCGUGGUAAAUUAGGAAGUUUGGUUAAUGCUAGUGAUGAAUAUAAAAAAGGUGGAAUCGGUGUCGAUAACUCUUUAAUGGAAUAUUCGUUAUCAAAUUUGAUAUUGGUAAAUUCAAUAAUUGGUGUAUGUGAUGAUGUUGAAGUUCGUUUGGUUUUAAGAAAUCAAUUACAUGCUUGUGGUUUAACACGUAUCAUUGAUAAAAUGAAAUCAUUUAACCAUGAAUUGAUUAAUAGGCAAAUAACCAAAUUUGAAAAUGAAAGAACACGUGCUUACGAUUAUUUUCUGUCAGCUUUACAACAUAUUUUACUCAUUCGCGACGAUGGUGAAUCAAGGACAAGAUAUUUUCAAUUUAUUGAUACUUUGAUUACCCAGAUUGUUUUGGAUAGACGAGGACUUGAUCAGGAUUGGGGCCAUAAUGUUAGUAUAACAGUUUCCCAAAUGCUCAGUAAAUUGACUGACCAGGAUAAACUUCAAACUGCUUUGGAAGAAGCAAAAGAAGCAAAAUCAGUUGCAGAAAAGGCAUUACGUGAAAAGCAAGAGUUACAAAGUGAAUAUAAUAGUCAAGGAGAUGGAACUGUCGUAAAACUUAAAAAUAAAAUUGAUUCGCUUGAAGAACUUCUAAGAAUAUCUCGUCAUACUAUUCAAACUCUUCAAACAAAACUUGCUGACCUUGAAUCUAGUUAUAUUGAAAAACUUUCCGAGCAAAAGGUUCAAUUACGCGAAUUUGAAAAUAUGUUAAAAGAGCAGCAAAGAAACGAGGCUGAUCCAGAUGCAUUAAACCGACAAGAAAUGAUUAAAAAAUUAGAAAGGAUGCAAGAAAUAGCAAAGACAGAAGCAAAGUUGGAAGGUCAAAAAGUAUGGACACCUCCACUCUUUGGUGAAACCAGGAUGCCUGAUGCAAAUAAUUAUCGUUAUAACGUUGAGCCUUUUUAUUCAGGAGGCUCUUAUCAAAUGCCAAGUACCAGUCUGGAUACCAUCCUCGGUUCACAUGAUUCACAGAGUUCUAAUUAUGAUGCACAACCUUUUAUAUCUAGUAGUCCAACCCAAACUUCAACUCCCAAUCAAUAUGGAUAUUCUCAACAACAAAAAAAUUUACAAUUUUCUCAAAUCAAUAAUUCUAAUAAUAUUUCACCAGGAGGCUUCAAAAUACCAGACUCAUCUCCUAUACAAAUGCACAACAAUUUUAUAAAAGAACUCGAGGAAUUGUAUCAGAACAAACAAGGAUCAGAAAUAAUUCAAACUAGUGUAGAUGACAACAAAGUUGGCUUUAAACAAAACUCGAUGGAUAAUUUGAAUAAUGGAACCCUUGAAAAUCAAUCAGUGUUAUUUAGUAAAAGCGAGAAGACAUCAAGUCAACCACUACCAACAGUUGAUAAUAAACAUGAUAUACAGUAUCGAUUAUCUCAAUCUUCAAAAACAUCUA